Molecule: messenger RNA, 963 nt
Organism: Phaethon lepturus (White-tailed tropicbird)
Lineage: Eukaryota; Metazoa; Chordata; Aves; Phaethontiformes; Phaethontidae
Product: solute carrier family 2, facilitated glucose transporter member 9-like
Exons: 7
Biological process (GO): monosaccharide transmembrane transport
Cellular component (GO): membrane
Molecular function (GO): hexose transmembrane transporter activity
Source: RefSeq, a predicted model, not a curated record
CACCUCACCUUCCCCCUGCUGUCAGUCACCCUCCUGGUGUCCUUUGGCUCCUCCAUGCUCUAUGGCUACCACCCGGCCGUGGUGAACUCGCCCGCGGAGCACAUAAAGGCUUUCUACAACGCCACAUGGUCCCGGCGGUACGGGCAUGGGCUGGCCCCCGGCCCCCUGACCCUCCUCUACUCCCUGACUGUCUCCAUCUUCGCCCUGGGCGGACUGGUGGGCUCCUUGCUGGUGGGGGUGCUGGUGGAGCGGUACGGCAGGAAUGGCGCGCUGAGCCGCAGCGCUCUCCUCGUCCUCCUGGCCGGUUGCUUCAUGGGUUUCAGCCGGGAGCUGGGGUCCCCUGAGAUGGUGAUUGUCGGCCGCUCCAUCACAGGGCUCCACUCAGGUAUCUGUCUCAGCGUGGUGCCCCUCUACCUGGGAGAAAUCGCCCCCAAGAACCUGCGGGGUUUCCUGGGCCUCAUGCCCAGCAUCUUCAUCUGCCUGGGGGUUUUCUUUGCGCAGGUCCUGGGCCUUCCAGAGCUGCUGGGCGAGGACCGGUUCUGGCCCCUUUUCCUGUCAAUGGUGGUCGUUCCCGCCUCCCUCCAGCUCCUCCUGCUACACUGCUUCCCUGAGAGCCCACGGUACCUGCUGAUAGAAAGGAACGAUGUCUGUGGGGCCACCAAGGCUCUGUGCCAGUUCCUGGGGACACCUGAUGUGCAGGAUGUGAUCGAGGAGAUGAAGGAGGAGCAGCGGUCACUCUCCUCCGUGGAGAUGGUCUCCGUCUGGCAGCUGCUGCAGGACCGCUCCGUCCGCUGGCAAACCCUCUCGGUGGUGGUGGUGAAUGCUGGCAUGCAGCUCUCAGGGAUCGAUGCCAUCUGGUUUUACACCAACACCAUCUUUGAGAACGCCGGGAUACCUGUAUCCCAGAUCCCCUACACCACCGUGGGCACCGGCGCCAUUGAAGUUGUCGCGGGGCUGAUCGGG